AUGUGAUCACGUAAAAGGUGUUACUUGAAAUAGCAAUAUCAAAAUAUGUAAAAUUAAAUUAUUAGUGUUUCCAAAAAUAUUAAUAAUAACAAGUAAAAAAAAUAAUACGAAGACUUUGUUUUCAACUGGUUUUUAUUAUGAACAGAAACCACGUUGGCGCCUAGUAUAUUUAUAAAUGAGAUCGGUAGUGGGAGGACGACUAGUAACGUGACAUUGGUAAAUCAAGAAAUAGAGAAAGGAGGAAGAAAACAAAAUUAGUUAAGAAUGUAAGUAAUCAAGAAUGUGUCGGUAGUUUUACGUUUUUUGUGUGAUUUAAUAAUUCUCAACGGGAAUAUGUGCAAUCGUACAAUUAGUGAAAUUAAAAAUAACGAAACUAACAAAUCAAUAAACGUUAAUUUUAUUAUAAAGACAAUUCAAUAUCGAGAUUCAUUUUGGUUACAUGAUUCUACAUGCAAGAGAUCCAAAGUGUCAUGACAGAAACUAUGGAUGUAUUGAUCGAUACAGGCAAAGAAGUAUCCGACAUGGGCGAUGUGAUUUCUACAUAUAUUACAUCACCUGAAAAAAAACGUAAUAAAACAAAGACACAAUGGCGACAAUGGCUAGCAUGUAUUUCCGCAACUCUUUCCAUGGUAGCAGUGGGUACUGUUUAUGGAUGGGUAACGACUUCUCUCUCUCGAUUAACAUCCGAAAAUAGCGGAAUGCCAUUUAAGAUAACAAACGACGAAGGUUCAUGGAUUGUAUCUUUAACUGUAAUUGGUUCUAUGACCGGUCCUUUUCUGGGUGCUUGUUUAGCUGAUCGUUUUGGUCCUAAACGUUGUCUUUUGAUAUCCAGUGGAUUUUUCAUCGUAGGUUGGCUUUUGGUGUUAUUCGCAAAUACUGUAGCUGUUUUAUACGUUGCUCGUGUCAUUCUUGGUAUAGGUGUUGGGAUUUCUUAUACAACGAAUCCCAUGUAUGUCUCGGAAGUGGCAGAUAUCAACAUUAGAGGUGCUUUAGGUACUUUAAUAGCAGUGAACGUAUUUACUGGAUCACUGAUGACAUGUAGCAUAGGACCUUGGGUAUCGUAUAAAAUACUGGCAACGAUUUUAUUAGUGAUACCGAUAUUAUUUAUUGCAUCCUUUGUAUGGUUUCCUGAAAGUCCUCAUUUUUUAGCAGUAAGAGGUCGUAAAACCGAAGCUAGCCAAUCAAUAGCAUUUUUCAAAGGUAUUCACGAUCCUAAUGAAGUGAAAAAAGAAUUAUCCUUAAUUCUACGCGGAUUAUCCAGGAAUGAUUCUUUUCAGUCAAAUACAAGUCAAAAUAUAGAGAUAAUUACAUAUACCUGGUUGACCAAACUACGAUUUUUAUUAUUACCAAAUAAUAUGAAAGCUUUAUGCAUUGUUGUUUCUUUAAUUGCAGCGCAACAACUUAGCGGAAAUUUUAGUACUAUACAAUAUCUCGAUGUAUUGUUCAGGAAAGCAGCAAUUAGUAUUGAUUCGAAUGUGGCGACUAUUAUUGUUUUGGCUGUUGGUCUCAUAUCUGGUAGUUUAGCCACUAUAACAGUGGAAGUUGCAGGAAGACGAUCACUUUUGAUGAUUUCUACAUUUGGAUCAUUCCUUACAUUAGCUAUUCUAGCGAUUUAUUUUAUGCUCGAUAUUAAAGGCAUUGAUGUUUCCAUGAUCAAUUUUCUUCCCGUCAUUGACGUAAUCUUUUUUCAGAUAGCAUUUCAAAUAGGUUUAGGCGUGUUACCUAAUGCACUUAUCGGUGAAUUAUUUCCUACGGAAGUAAAAAGUGUUGCAGGUGCCAUCGUUACAAUUUUCGAUGGUAUACUUGGUUUUAUUGUGUCAAAACUGUAUCAAGUUAUUGGUGACAGUUUUGGAUCACAUACGGUCUAUUAUUUCUUCUCGGCAUCUUGCUUAUUAGCUUUUUUCAAUGUAAUGUUAUUUGUGCCAGAAACAAAAGGUAAGACGUAUCGCGAGAUUCAAGCGCUUUUGGCUGGGAAGGAAUUGAAUUUUUCAAAUGAAAGAGUUAAAAGUGAUGACAAUGAUGUUAUAUGAUACGAAGAAUUAUACCAUAAAUGUGAAUCACAAUCUCUAUUUUUGUGCAAUUUUUUAUUUCUUGAUUUUAUUAGAAAUAUUUUAAUGUUGGACUUAAUGACUUAAUGUUUACAGGAUAUUAUAAUUUUGUUUAUAUGCGUAAUAAAAAAGUUUAUAAUAAAAGCAA
Apis cerana (Asiatic honeybee) is the source of this 2196-nucleotide messenger RNA. Its product is annotated as facilitated trehalose transporter Tret1. Lineage: Eukaryota; Metazoa; Arthropoda; Insecta; Hymenoptera; Apidae. Gene Ontology annotation, molecular function: transmembrane transporter activity. Gene Ontology annotation, cellular component: membrane. Gene Ontology annotation, biological process: transmembrane transport. The record is from RefSeq and is a predicted model, not a curated record.